AUGUCGGUAAGUUGUUCAGCAUUGCAUCAAAUAGUUCCGCCAUCUACCAGAAAUUCCGGCGAUGAAUUAACAAAUGGGACCUUUGAUUCUGCUGAUACAUUGAGUAGCAGUGUAGAUUCAUUGAUAGCACCAGAACGUGAUGAUCUGGAUUUCCGGAUUCAACAACGACUGGAAGCAUCUCGGCAAGGGAUGUUGCAGCUGGAAGUGCUUCGUAGCAAACAUCAAAAAUUGAUGAAGGAAAUGCGUAUUCGUUUGCCGCAUAGGAAUAGUGAGGAACGACCACGUGAUGGUUUCGGAAAGCACAAAGAAUUAUCAAUUGUAAAUUCUCAAACUGAGAUCAAGUUGAAUGAUUUACGAUGUGACAGUCCGGUGAGUUGUUGUGUAAGUCAUCGAUCAUCUGUUAGCAUGGAUUCCGGAUGUGUUUCACUUUCUUCUGACUUUAGCAGUCACUCACCAAUGCCUUCUAAUACAAAUCGAAAAUUCUCAUUGGAAGAUCAACGGAAGAAAACUGACCAGAAUGUGAUCACUGCAGAAGUUGGAAUUGAUGAAAAUCCGCAACUUGUGGCUAUGGCAAUUGAAAGUACCACAGCGUUGCAUUGCCACAGAACAAAAUGUUGCACGAAUUGGCCAAGAAUGAAAUCAAUGUGCUUCAAUUAUCCGGAUGAAAACAACGCCGUUGUUGUUGAUUCACUCUCAUUCUCACAGAUCACUCCGCCACCAAUUCAUCGAAAAUUUUUUACAGUUGGAAGGUCAGAAAAUGUUAAGGCUCGUCGUCCAUGUUUGACUGCGAGUUGUUUCGAUAUCCAUUCUUCGACAAUGUUACAAAAGGAGCAAUCACCGACACGUUUUCCAGUUAAUCAAUCGCUGGGAUUGAAUGCUAAACCAGUUGCGAUAUCAUUAUCGUCAAAGAUACCAACAUCUCCAUAUAUGAGACUUAGAGAUCCUCAAGAACUGUCGCAAAAUUCACAAGUUAUAUCACAUCCCGAGAGCCAGUCAAUUUUUCACGCAAGCCGAAUAUUCGUAGAUCGUUCGCCACGCAUUGUGCAGUGUCGCAAGCAGCGCAUGAAUAUUGAAAAGUAUGAUUCAGAUGAAGAAAGUCCACGAUUAUUGCGCGCACAGCCAGCUGUUGUCCUUAGCAGGCAGCAGAGUUAUGCGCAUUCGAAUGAAAGUUCACCAUGUGAGUUGCGAAAAGUACAUCUAGUAGAAAGUACUAAUUCACAAUCAAAUGUCACCCUAGAAUAUCAUCAGCAGCUCAAUCGUUGUGAAAGUUCGCAGAGUUCCGAAACAAUUGUAUCUGAUCGACCUCGUCGUCGAAAAAUGGAAAAAGACUGGAAAGAAUCUGAGAAUCUAUAG
This is a messenger RNA of Cercopithifilaria johnstoni, 1353 nucleotides long. The record is from the annotation of a GenBank genome assembly. Lineage: Eukaryota; Metazoa; Nematoda; Chromadorea; Rhabditida; Onchocercidae.